Drosophila ananassae is the source of this 1167-nucleotide messenger RNA. RefSeq lists its product as uncharacterized. The coding region runs from base 94 to 1167 and encodes 357 amino acids. NCBI's taxonomy places the organism in Eukaryota, Metazoa, Arthropoda, Insecta, Diptera, Drosophilidae. The record is from RefSeq and is a predicted model, not a curated record. The transcript has 3 exons.
AUUGUGGACUGAACAAUUAUCACUCCCCAAUAAGUCGAAAUACAUCAGACCUUCUUGUUAGACUAACGAUGUCUCAAUCAGUAUUCUUUAGCUAUGCGUGGCUGGGUGUUGAUCUUCUUUUCCUUUCAACUCCUCCACUUGGUUGUACCUCAAGUGGAGUCCAAUCAUACGAAACUCAAUCAUGCAGUGGAUCGGGUAAUUUCGCGGCGGAAGCGCUUUGUUCUUUUUCCUCCGGGAUCCAAUUUGAAGUUUACAGGACAACUCAGCAAGGGUCUCAUCUCGGCCUAUCCUCGCGGUGUGUCCAUGAAUAUCGAGCAGGCCUGCUACUACCCAGUGCCAUCCAAACGAGAGGACGUCUAUCCCAAGCGAUAUCGCCAGAGGACGACUACCACUGAGAAGCCAAAGACCACUACAGAACCAACCUAUGUUUGGAUACCAGGAACCAAUUGGCGAUUCAAGGCCACUCCAGUCAAGAAACCCAAUCCAAUAAGACUGCACCAUCGCAUAGAUGAGAGACCCCACAUAUCCUCCUACUCUGAUCCUGCCAAGUGGGCCCAUUGGUCCAAAUACGGGCAACGUUAUGAAAACUGGUCGCCGGCGAAUCAAAACUAUCAGAAAUACAGCCAACCUGGACAAUGGAGCAAAUGGACAACGAAGUCCCCCCAGUGGGCAAAGUAUCCUAGUUAUCCGAAACGUUGGCAUAGAUCGGCGGAUGGUGAGUACUUCGAUCCUGAGGUUGAGCCCUAUGCGGAUGUGAGGUCUUCGAAUUCACUUAGCUUUGAAGAACCUUUCGAUCCCGACUUGACUCCUCAUCAUCCGCCUCACUAUCCGGAACUUGGGCAUGUGGACGACUGGCGGCAUUACAACGGACACCGAGACCGUCGCCAGCUAUUCGAGCACUUCGAAGGCUUCAGUAAUAUUUUGGGCAUCGAUGGCAAGGCCUGUGUUUUGAGAGCCAUUUGUGACAGCAAGCGGUUGCUUUUGCCGAAAGGAUAUUCGAUGCUUCAGGAUAUUGUGAGGCUAGUUUUUACAUUUCCCACCAUAACCGGCGUGGAGGAUGACUACUCCCGUAUCAUGAAAAUGAAUGCAGACGAUUGCGACCGCCACUUUCGCGAUUCUUGUAAGCUUAAUAUUUUAGCAUGGCUGCUGGGAGGCAAAUGGAAUUGA